This is a messenger RNA of Aspergillus welwitschiae, 553 nucleotides long. RefSeq lists its product as uncharacterized. The record is from RefSeq and is a predicted model, not a curated record. The coding region runs from base 23 to 460 and encodes 145 amino acids. The transcript is spliced from 2 exons. Lineage: Eukaryota; Fungi; Ascomycota; Eurotiomycetes; Eurotiales; Aspergillaceae.
AUCACUUGUACCCUUCGACACCAUGAAAACCAGCCUACCACGACUGAACGAACUCAGGAGAGUACUCGCAUCAGCUGAGAAGAAGCCGUAUUCCGGUACCAGGUCGAAUGCCUCACACUUCACAGAAUCAGCUCCGCCAGACGACAGGAAACCGAACAUCCAGGCCGUCUCGGUUCAGGCCAUUUUAACCCAUAAAAACGUCGCAAGCGAUAGAGAUGCAAUGUCGGAGGUUGACAGCGUGGUCACAAACGAGCUCCCUGAGCAUCCCAAUAACGUGUCUGAUACGUCUACGAAGGCUCUCACGAUGUUGAUCUGCGAAAAGUUGGAGGAACAACUAGAGCAUCAAAGCCAGGAAAAUCACCGCCUGCACAAAAGCGUAAGCGGCAUGUGUGAGAGUGUCUCGACCUCUCAAACCAAAUCCCAUCGUUCAGCACGUUACAAGGACAUGGAGUCGGAAUGAACAUCGCUGCGCGAAGGAAAAGGGAACGGAACCUUUCUCAUGCCAGGCCAGGAGAGUACCAAUAGGACAAGGUCUGAGUUACAUCGCCCGAAC